AUGCUCCCACUCUAUUCUGCUAGAAUCCUUACAUCUUCUCUGGCUGGACUAACACCUAUCAACCCUGCUACAAUGGCUGCGUCUUCACCCGCUCCGGCGCAGACCAAUGGCGAAGCCGCCGCUUUCGACUUCAUGGCCCUGAACAAGAAGUAUACCGAAGAGAAAGAGAAACGUCAACGAGCUGACGGAAAUGCUCAGUACAUUGAGCUUGAGUCCACUGAGAGGUUCCGUAAGCUCGCCGAGGAUCCGUGGGUUGACCACGCCAAGCUCAACGCCCAACCGCCCAGUCUCAAAGACGGCGAUGAAGUUAAGAUCCUCAUCCUUGGUGCAGGAUAUGGCGGUCUAUUGUAUGCCAUCCGUUUCAUUCAGGCUGGCUUCAGAGCCGAGGACAUCCGUCUUGUCGACGUCGCGGGUGGCUUCGGUGGCACAUGGUACUGGAACCGCUACCCCGGUCUCAUGUGUGAUGUCGAAAGUUAUAUAUAUAUGCCCCUACUUGAGGAGACCGGAUAUAUGCCGAAGCACAGAUAUUCAUACGGCCCAGAGCUGUUGGAGCACGCCGAGCGCAUGGCUAACAUGUGGAAUCUGACGGACAAAGGCGUGUUCCGGUCGCAGAUCAGAAGCUAUGAGUGGGAUGAUGAAGCUAAGAGAUGGAUUACAAUCAUUGAGCAGGAUCGCGGUCCCAGCGAAGAGCCUGUCAAGAUGACGGUGCGUUCGCAGUUUGUGGUUCUUGCCAAUGGUGUUCUGAACCACCCCAAAGUCGCCAAAAACCUAGAGGCAUUUGAAGGUGAUAUGUUUCACACGGCGAGGUGGAACUACGACGUUACUGGGGGAAGAGAUGGUCCACCCGAGGCUCCUCAGCUUACAGGUCUCGAGGGGAAGCGAGUUGGAAUCAUUGGUACCGGGGCCACGGCGAUCCAGCUGGUUCCACAGCUUGCCAGAUGGGCAAAAGAGCUCUAUGUCUUUCAGCGGACACCAUCAGCUGUUGACGAGCGAGGCCAGAGGACUACUGAUCCUCAAGAUUUCAAGAGUAGGAUUGCCAACGGUAACGGCUGGCAACUCCGCCGUACUCAAAACUUUAACGAGUUCAUCUCUGGUGGUGAACCGGACGAGAACUUGGUCAACGACGGCUGGACAGGAAUGAAAGCUUACAAGGCUCUUAUCGGGGGACCUCACGACAACCCCAUCACAAUGCAGGACAUUCCCAACCACAUCGGUACUCUGCUAGCCUUGGAUACUCCUAGGUCAGAGAGGCUCCGACGUCGUGUGGAUAGCAUUGUCCAAGAUAAAAAAACAGCCGAAGGUUUAAAGGCGUGGUACCCAGGUUGGUGUAAACGGCCGACAUUCCAUGACGACUACCUGCCAGCUUUCAACCAUCCACAUGUCCACUUGAUUGACACUGAUGGAAAGGGCAUCGAUCACGCAACCAAGGACUCCCUCGUUGCUAAUGGGACCGAUUAUCCUCUGGAUAUACUCGUUCUGAGCACUGGUUACAGACCGCCAGCCGCGGACCUGGCCGAACCGUCAGCAGGAUCUAACAUGACUGUCAAGGGCCGUAACGGUCGUUUGUUGUCAGAAAAGUGGCAUACCCAAGGGCCCAGCACACUUCAUGGCGUUCUUAGCAACGAGUUUCCAAAUCUUUUCCUCACAGGUCCUCUGCAGGCGGGGACUUCUUCAAACUUUGCGUACGCCACUGAUGUUUUGGCACAACACUCUGCUUUCAUUUUGGGUGAAGCGAUGAAGAGAGCGGGUAGAAAUACUGACAAGGUCGUUGUUGAGAGCACAGUAGAAGCCGAAGAAGCUUAUGCUGGGCUUCUCUUGACGAGGGCGGCGUGGUUUGCGGGUUUCGGUGUUUGCACGCCAAACUACAGCAACAACGAGGGCCAAGUAAUCGGACCAGAGGAACAGAUGAAAAUGGCUAGAGGAUCACCUUUCCCUACGGGCAUGAACGCAUUCGUCAAAUUUAUAGAAACCUGGCGCGCUGAGGGGUCUCUCAAAGGGGUUGACAUUACUGUAUAG
This is a messenger RNA of Colletotrichum truncatum, 2016 nucleotides long. RefSeq names its product Pentalenolactone D synthase. The record is from RefSeq and is a predicted model, not a curated record. Lineage: Eukaryota; Fungi; Ascomycota; Sordariomycetes; Glomerellales; Glomerellaceae.